This is a messenger RNA of Penicillium alfredii, 2562 nucleotides long. RefSeq names its product baculoviral IAP repeat-containing protein. Bases 1 to 2562 code for a protein of 853 amino acids. The record is from RefSeq and is a predicted model, not a curated record. The transcript is spliced from 4 exons. Lineage: Eukaryota; Fungi; Ascomycota; Eurotiomycetes; Eurotiales; Aspergillaceae.
AUGGGCUCCGAAAUGGACACUUUUGUGGCCCGCCUGGCCAGCUUCGACAUCGUCAUCAAGCCCGAGAAGCGGAGAUCCUCCAGCGCAAAGAGCUCGAAACCAAUUGGGUGGCCGCACCAGAGCCCGUCACCCGCCGAGUUGGCGCAUGCAGGCUUCUACUACAAACCGUAUGAAACCAACCCCGACAACACCACAUGUUUUCAAUGUCACCGAGCACUCGAUGGAUGGGAAGAAGAGGACAGUCCCAUCGCGGAACACCUCAAGCAUUCGCCCGAUUGUGGGUGGGCGAUCAUGAUGGAUAUUCAGCAGCGCAGCUCGAACCCCGCCGCGAUUGAGGAUCCGACAAGUGACCGCAUCACCCAAGCGCGACUCGCGACCUUUGGCUCGGCAUGGCCUCAUGAUGGCAAGAAGGGCUGGGUGUGCCAAUCAGAGAAGAUGGUCGAAAGUGGCUGGUAUUUCUGUCCGAACGAAGAGAGUAAUGACCUUGCCAGCUGCGCUUACUGCAAGCUGUCGCUGGAUGGCUGGGAGCCGAAGGACGACCCUUUCGAUGAACACUACCGUCGCUCGUCCGACUGCUCCUUUUUCGCGUUCGCCAAACCCCCGAGCAAGAAGGGCAAAGGGUCUCGGACAAAAAAGCCCCGUACUUCCAAGGCGUCUUCUCGACUCUCAACCCAAUCCGUUGGCACUGUUACAUCUGAAGCACCUGAGAUGGGUGUCGACGAGUCGAUGGACCAGAGCAUCCUUUCCCAAUCCACCACCAAAUCCAAAGCCACAAAAACAUCUAAGGGCAAAGGAAAGAGUGCAAAGAGCAAGAAAGACGUCCCGACAGAAGCUGAGAGCCAGAUAGAUGUUGAAACUGCCGACCUCGCCCAGCCGGAGCCAUCAAAGCCUAAGCGGACAGGCAGAGGAAAGAAGAGAACCAGCGACCAGAUCAACAAUGACGAACCGGGCACCAUUGUUCAAGCAGAAACAGACACCACCGAACCGCCUACCGAGCCACCGGCCAAGAGACGGGCCACGAGAACCCGCAGCAGCAGCAUUUCCCGGACGCUCAAUUACGAGCCUGAUGACUAUGCGAUGCCAGAUGCGGCUCCGGCAGACGAAGCCCCUCAAGACGAAGCUAAAAAGAGCCGCAAGUCCUCCAAAAAAGGUGCCUCCAAGGCCCGCAAGGCCUCCGAUGCUUCCAUGACAUCAAAGUACACAAAGGCCCAAGGGCCGCGCGACUCGGAGAUAGAUGCUGCCCUUGAGGCUGAGCUCGAGGCUGAUAUCCCCGAACCGAGCGAGCAGGAACCAGAGCCCACUCAGCCGCGCACUUCGAAGAAAACAAAGUCCAGCAAAAAUUCCAAGGCAGUUGCCAAGGCUGAGCAACCUCCGCCGUACCUUGACCAGGAUCUUGGCGACCGGGAAGAAAAGGUGAAACCUCAUAUGGAGCCGGAACCUGUUGAACCCGCGGGGAUGGAAGAGCCUGAUGUGCCGCUCACGAAGGCAAAGGCCACUAAAGCUUCCAAGAAAAAGGGAAACAAGAAGACCAAAGGUAAUGAGACUAAGGCCGAAGAGCAAGAGACACAACAGUCGCCAGAGCCCAGACCUACCGUCGAUGACGGAGCUGACAACGAGCAUCAUGAGUCCUUUGUGUCGGUGGAAAUUAUCAACCGAGAACCCGAGCCUGCGCCAAAGCCUGAAGCGGAACCUGCUAGCAAGGUCACUUCCAAGAAGUCAUCAAAGAAGAAAGAUGCGCCGGCGGAUAAACCCAAGAAGUCUAAGAAGGCCGACAUGAAGGAGCAACAGGUGGCCCCUGCGCAACAAGUCGAUGACCACAAGGACACUGAAUCUCUACCGGAAGAUGAAGGAUUUGCGACACCAGAGGACAUGCCUGAUCAAGUGGACAUGAUCGAAGCUCCACGCGAGCAAACACCAGAGCGACAUGCCCACCGAAGGCCAUCUCAACUGCCCCCGAAGACAGCCAAAAGAUAUAGCGACAUCCCCCAAGAGGAGCAUCUUGCAGAGUCUCUCAUUGGGUCUCAACGAUCCCAUGAAGAUGAACAACAUGAGAUCCGCCGGGCUUCUGGCCAGUCUAACCGUCCUGUUUCGCCACUUCCGGUUGUUCAUCAAACCACGCCCUCGUUGUCACCACAGUCGUCUGAUGCUGAGAACCGGCCCCCAUCAUCACGGCCGUCGACAUCUCGGAUGCCUGCGCCUUCGGCAUCAAAGGAGCAGAGGAAUAGGACUCCCCUGGCAGUCAGCACCCCAUCGCCAUCGAAGCGCAAUGCCAAUGGAGGAUUGGGAGCCUCGAGACCUGCUUGGACUCCGGUUGAUAUUGACGAGGCCCUCUUUGGGGAAGCCAGCGACAAAGAGAAUGCGGACCUGUCUGGAAUGUUCAAGGGUUUUCAAGGUAGUCUGACCAGCCCGGAGAAGAAAAUGACAGUGGAAGAGUGGAUUACGUGGAAUGCGAAGAACGGCGAGGAGCGGUUGAAGAGAGAAUGCGAGCGACUGGUCAGCCAGUUCGAGAAGGAGGGCGGGCGAGCCAUGCGACGACUUGAAGCUAUUGACUGCAUGGACUAA